Molecule: messenger RNA, 1450 nt
Organism: Moneuplotes crassus
Lineage: Eukaryota; Ciliophora; Spirotrichea; Euplotida; Euplotidae
Source: the annotation of a GenBank genome assembly
GUGUAAUUAAUGGAACAGAGCCAGGUGAAGGGAAAGGGGAAGGUCAAGAGGAUUAAGUUUACUUCGAUCAGAGGUUCUAAAUUCAGAUCAGGAACUAAGCUCAAGAAGAUACUAUCAAACAAAAAGGAUGGGAUUUAUACCUAAUAUGACUUACUCAAACCUGAAAUCUCAUAAAAUGGUUAAUAACUCCUCUAGCCCUCUUGGGCACUCUAGUCCUUUUAACGUGGCAAGAGCAAGAAUGAUGCAGAACAUGACUCCAGAGAUAAUCCGACAGAGGAAGCGACCAAGCAAGCUACUAGACCCUAUUAAUGUCAAUACUCCCAAUUAGAAAACAUUCUAAUAUUGAUGAGAUAGAUUACCUAAAGAAGCAAGUUUCUUCCUUGAUCGCCAAGCUAGGGAUCUCUAAAGUCAUGAAAGACCCUGAGAAAGUAGCCAUGUUUGAUGAAGCUAUCAGUCAGAAUACACUCUUGAGAGGGGGAAGAAGCAGAAUGAGUAACAAUAAAUCAUUCGAUAAUAUCGAACAAAACGAGCCCAACAAGUUAAACAUGACGACCCCUCCAACCCUCAACAUCAAAGACCAAAUCUCUAAAUUCCAGCACAAAAUCCACUCUCACAAACAAAAUAAACAAAUUUCCCCAGUCACCCAACCUUAUUCCAUAUAAAAAUUGACGAACAGAAGGAACCUGUGCAGGAAGAGGUCCAAGAUAGGUGGAAAGUAGAGAAGUGAGAGAAGGGGGCUUCCUGGAAGAAGAGGUUUCAGAUGAUGUAUAGGGCAAAGAUGAUGAAGUUGGAUAAGAAGAUUAAGACGACGCCAGCGUAUCAGGAUUAUAGAUCGAUUAUGAAAGCAGACUCUAUUAUGGGUAGGAGAAGGGUGUUGCAUUCGAUAUAUGAUACGAUUGAUGAGUCUUUUAAGGGGAAAGAGAGUAGUUUGGAUAAGGAUUUGGUCAAGACGGAUAAGUUUAUUGCGUCUUUGAGUAAAUUGACUCAGAAGUUUUCGUCGAAAUUGUUUUUGAAGAAGCCGCUUGAAUUGAUGCUGAAACAUUUUGAAGACCCCGCUUGGAAUGAAGAAAGUGAUGAUGAAGAUUUAUUUCCUCUAUUAAUGGGUGGCAAAAGGUCUAGAAGGAAGAAUAAUAACAAUUAUGCUAAUAAAAAUCUAAAUUCAAGAGCAAGAAAUAGUGCUCAAAAAUCUUCUCAAAGGAAGAGAAAAAAUUCAGAAACACCGUAUCUCAUGAGUGAGACCACCCAGCACUUAGAAAUUGAGGAGAAGUCUCCUAGAAAGAGGAGUCACCAACUGUUAUUUCCAGUUAAAACUAAGGAUCAGCUACUACCAGAACUCACCUUUUCUAAAAUUCCUCGAAAUGAGCAUUUAAAUGCUUCCUCCAUAAUAAAUAUAAACAUCAAACCAAAAAGGAGAAUGAGUAGGUUCUAACUCAUAUUUUCACGAUAAUUU